Molecule: messenger RNA, 1290 nt
Organism: Armigeres subalbatus
Lineage: Eukaryota; Metazoa; Arthropoda; Insecta; Diptera; Culicidae
Exons: 5
Coding region: 1-1290 (429 amino acids)
Source: RefSeq, a predicted model, not a curated record
AUGAACCUCCCGUGGUUAAUCGUUCUGUUUGUGAUCAGUGAAUUUUCCGUGAAAGUUCUGCCGUAUCCUCAAGCAGUGGUCACCCAGAUCCAAUCCCCCAACAGGGUGACCCCAGUGCCAACAUUUCGAAAGCCGGAAAAUUCCUCCAUCUCAACAGCAUCGCCUAAAACGUCGCCGUCACCUUCGCCAACGGCGACGAAGACGACGAUGGAGCAAGACCUGAAACGGGUGGCCAUGCUGGGGAUUCUGUUCGGGGCCGUCCAAGGCGAAGCCGAAAUGGAAAGGAAACUGCACCGGCAGCUGCAGGACCUGAGCCGGACCUUCGCGGUGACGAAAUUCGACGCCAAGACACGCAAGGUGGCCGCCCUCGAGCGCACCAUGGAACGGGACCAGGUGGCCAUCGGCAUUCUGAACGGGGCACUUGGGUUGGCCACCAAAGCGAUGACCUACGAGCAGUACAGGCGUGAAAUGAGAAAACUGUCCGAGCGUGAGAAACAAGCAGCCGGUGCGACGCUACCCCUUCUGCGGAAAAAUCCCGGUAUUAUGAACCUCAACCAAACCGACUACGAUCUGAAGAAAAUCAAACGGGAGGUCAACCGCCACAUCAACCGGAUGCGCAACGGACUGUCGAAAAAAAUCAAAGAAACCGUCCAAUACCUGGAGAGCCACGAUGCACUGGCCACCAUGGAUCAGGUGGAUGCGUCGGCAGUGAAGGCCAAGAUCAGCAUGGGAGGCACCAAUCGGCUGCCGGAUUACAGCUUCUACGAAGCGGUGGUUCAAAAGGACCUGGAAAAUAACAUCGGUGCGCUGUUCCGGAGAAGGCAGGACGACGAUGACGAUGGCGAAGGUGCGAAUGGUGGAAACGGGGUGAAAGCUAAGGAUAGUAAAGAGAAUGGAAUUACGGUAACCUUGGGAGGCGAUGAAGACGAGUCGGAAUCGGAGUCCGAGGAGGAAAUGCCGGGAGGUUUGGUGGGAUUGAUUGCCAAUCUGAGCGGUGGCGACGAGGGAUCGGACGUGGGAGCACUGGUUGGGGCACUGUCGGCUGCUGUAACGAAUCUGUUUGGUCCUGAUGGUCUGGACGUUCCCGGUUUACUGGGAACAGGUGCAAGUCUACUCGCUGGUUUGCUCGGGGGAGAUCAAAAUUUCGGCAAAGUUCUGGGAAGCUACGUAGGUAUUGCCAUCGAAGGCUUUUCCGGCGGAGGCGCUGACAACAACGGAGCAUUCUUCGGAAACUUUCUGGGAUCGGUCAUUGCCGCGCUGAGCUCGGUGGGUACUAAAUCUAAGCACUGA